This is a messenger RNA of Stereum hirsutum FP-91666 SS1, 1448 nucleotides long. RefSeq lists its product as uncharacterized. NCBI's taxonomy places the organism in Eukaryota, Fungi, Basidiomycota, Agaricomycetes, Russulales, Stereaceae. The coding region runs from base 62 to 1273 and encodes 403 amino acids. The transcript is spliced from 3 exons. The record is from RefSeq and is a predicted model, not a curated record.
GGCGAAGGCCGAGACCCGCACGUCUAGGUCGAGCCUUCGUCAGGAUUCUGUUAUCGAAAAGAUGGAGAAUCCGGAUAUGUUAUUUCGCAAGGUAAAGGAAAGAUCUCCAUCGAAAUCUCCAGGGAAGGCCUCUACGAAAACUAGAAGCCCUACGAAAUCAGACGGUGAAUCUCGAGAGAUCGAGCCCAAGGCCCAGGGCAGAGGCAGAGGCAGACCACGCAAGACCACUGCUCCUGUACCUCAAGCGCCCCCGAGUCCUGUUUCGCCGAAGCGCAAGCGAAGUCGAUCCAAGUCUCAGUCCCGAACACCCGCUAAGAGGGUUAGGCUCAGUCUGCCUUCUUCGGGGUCGAACGUACGCCCGGAUGACGAUGUGUUUGCAGAUGAAGGGGUCUCAUCAUCUUCGGCUGCCAUUAUAAACGACAUGCUCGGUAUCGAAAGCGAUACCAGCGACAUAUUCGAAUCAUCGCCCUGGAGUUCGCGGUCAAGGUCGCGAUCGACCAUUCGUUCCGCACCACGGAGACGGUCCAGUAGAAUCGCAUCAAGUUCGGCCUCACCUAGAGGCCGCCAGUCGCUGCCAACAGCCUCCCGUGGUCGAUCCAGAUUAUCCAUCUCCACCCUUCCCGACGAGAUAGAUGGUUCAACUUCGAUGCCCGGAUUCUACCAAGGCGAAUUCUGUGUCUAUGCCAUGUCCGACUCCGCGCUGAAACGUCCUGCACCUGGACUGCUCAGCAGAGUCUUUUCCACCCUCUCUCUUUCCUCUGGCACUUCUGCCCCCGAGCCGCCCGACUAUCCUACCCUAUUCGGCAAGAUACGCGCCUUGGACGGGGAUUCUGGCGCCCUUGGACCUGGCUCGGAUAUUCGAGCUCACUUGUCCCUUCAUCCUUUCGCCUCAGAGAUCGGACCACACAAUAAGUUUUGGGUUCUCGGUGACGCUUCCCUCGACGCCUUAUUUAGCGAGAUCCAGAGAGUCGACGACAUCCCUUUCCCCGGAGGGACUCAUCACAGCGGUAUCGUGGCUAGACUGUUAACUCCAGAGGACAGAGUUGGGGUGGAGGCCUUCGAUGGUGAGUUGACAUUGACGAGGGUGUGGACAGAUCAGGUUGAUAUGGAAGCAGACGAAGAUGAGGGCAUGAAAGAGAGUGCUACCGGAGAGUUGUUCGAAGGGAGGUUUAGGCUGAAGGUCGAGCACAAUAUGGAGGCUUGGAGUGAGGGGUACGGGGAAGGUGUUGAGUGUGACUUCGGAUUUUGGGCUGUGAGGGCAAGCGAAAUGUGAUGUCGCUGUUCUAGGACCCUCUCGCUAUCAGUCAUGACUAUAAUUAUGAUCAUACUUUUACUAUGGUAGUUUUGGUGUUACUAUUGGGGGUGCCCAUGUUUUCCUAUCUGUGUAUACCCUUCCUUUUCUUGGUUUUGCUUCGAGUUCUCGCUAUGUUCUUGCUUGGUAUCGUAUG